AUGGAAAAUUCAUUGGCAUUUUAUUGCCUUAUUGGCACGCUACUUACAGCAAUAAGUGAACACGAAAUAACAAUUCAAUACAGCAAAACGUGGAACAAUGCACUUGGGAUAACUCGACAGUCAAUGAAUCUACUCCAAGAGAACGAGGUGAUUUAUUCAAAAGGACAUUGUCCUGUUGAACUUUCUCCCUGCGAUAAAAAAUGA
Messenger RNA from Clunio marinus, 204 nucleotides. The record is from the annotation of a GenBank genome assembly. NCBI's taxonomy places the organism in Eukaryota, Metazoa, Arthropoda, Insecta, Diptera, Chironomidae.